UGCAAAAUAUCACAGGGCCGCCAGGGUCGUAACAGACAGCAGUCAAGAUACACUGUUUAACUCUCAAUUUUUUGUAAUGACUUCUGUCUAAGCAUUUUCUUCGACGAGCCAUUAUAAACUGUAUCAUCCGGUGCGUUCGGGAGCACAAGUUCUUAGAUUGCAGAAUUUGCGUAGCCUAGCAAUGUAUCGUCUCAGAUUUUUUUUUCACCAUUUAAAUACUCCGACCUUUCAUAGGCGUGUACUUACAACUUCCCUUUUUUGACACAUGGUGGUAUAGUUCGAAUGCCUGGUUGCCCUUUGUGUUGUUAGGCAACUUUCUCUAUUUAUGUAAUGGAUCAAUCACAAUCAGGCACUACCGGGACCGAGAGGUCUUUCGGAGUACGUCUGUAACAAGUGCAUCUGAUGAACACUUGCAGCCAGAGGAUGAGUGUGGGCAGUUCAACGCGCUCUGAUGGGGAGCUCAUGGACGAGCUGGAAUCGGUCAGCUGGUAUCAUUAUGACCUCACUCGUCACGCCACUGAAGCCUUGCUGCUGUCUAACGGGAUUGAUGGCAGCUUUCUCCUCAGAAACAGCCAGAGGGGGCCUGAUUGUUACGCCCUCUCUGUCAGGGCAAAGGACUCGGUGAAACAUUUCCACGUGAGACGGAUCUGUGGGCGAUACUCUUUUGGCUUCAAUGAGUUUCAGUCCUUGUUGGAGUUCACCGGCCAUAUGGCCAACCAGCCGCUCCUGGGCAGUGAGUCAGGAAACCUAAUAGUUCUGAAGCACCCAUACCCACGUGAGGUGGAGGAGCCGUCCAUCUACGAGUCUGUGUGUGUGCACACUGCCAUGCAGAGUGGUCGCAGACACUCUGAUCUGGUGUCUACUGCUCCAGCUCUUGGCACUAAGGAAGGCUACCUGGUGAAGCAGGGCGCUAUCUUUAAGACCUGGAAAGAACGCUGGUUCACACUAAACAGAAAUGAGCUCAAGUACUUUAAGGAUAAAAUGUUUGCAGAGCCUAUUCGGACACUGGACCUAACAGCAUGUACGGCAGUGCAGUUUGACUACAGUCAAGAAAGAGUUAAUUGUUUCUGUCUGGUGUUUCCUGAGCGCACAUUUUACCUGUGUGCAAAGACUGGAGUGGAGGCUGACGAGUGGAUAAAGAUCCUGCGCUGGAAGCUAUCCCAGGUAAAAAAAGGCAAAUGAUGGAAAGAAUGGAAGAAAUGAAAAAACAGUGGACUGCUUCUGAACCAGUGAACUGUUAAACCACAGAGGUUCAAGGUUUGUGUCACAUGCAUUCAGGAAUGUGCGCUGAACCAUACCCUGUUGUUACGACAACGGGCAGAAGCGAAAAUAAGAGGUGGAUUCCCAUACCUCAUAGCUCCUGGUAUUUAUUUCACCCCAGUCCUUCAGAGGUCCUUCAGAAAAUGUCACUACCUUCAAUGAAGAGAUAAGUCUUGGAAACGUAGACCCUAUAGCUCAUCCUGGAACAUAUUUUCCUGAGACGAAGUGAAACGUCAUGACUGUCCUGUCACUACUAGUAUCCAUGGCAACUAGCAGGGUGAAGUGUCAGCAAGGCGACGAUCAGCGGGCCGAUUCCCAGGGAGCAGGGAGACUUUGUCAAGAGUUUGUAUAUGUAGAGCAGAACUCAGGGAUCAUCCUCACAGCAAACGUGUGCAGCCAAAGAUGUUUAUUUGUGAAAAGACUGUGUUAUUGCCUUGGACGAACACUCAUCUGCUUCUGUCAUCACUGUCUUAGAUCAAAGUCAAAGUCAAAUGUAUUUAUAAAGCACAUUUAAAAACAACUCACGUUGACCAAAGUGCUGAUGACAUAGAACGUACAUGUUUGUAGACUGUCGAAUGUAUAUGGUUUACCUUUUUAUGCCAAGUUUUAGAAUGAAAACUGCAAAUGAUCAGCUUCUGUCUUUUGUAUUUUACAGUUUUGUUGUAAAUGUGAUUGUAGUCUUGACAGGCUAAACUGUGGUUGCUGAAGAGAGCAGUUUGUAGAACAGAAAGCAGCAAUGAACAGACCAAAUCCAUACUCAUUAAAACUUACUGGAGCUAA
Clupea harengus (Atlantic herring) is the source of this 2040-nucleotide messenger RNA. It is a transcript of the gene dapp1, whose product is annotated as dual adaptor of phosphotyrosine and 3-phosphoinositides. The record is from RefSeq and is a predicted model, not a curated record. Lineage: Eukaryota; Metazoa; Chordata; Actinopteri; Clupeiformes; Clupeidae.